This is a messenger RNA of Neofelis nebulosa (Clouded leopard), 1396 nucleotides long. RefSeq names its product inverted formin-2-like. Bases 136 to 1251 code for a protein of 371 amino acids. Lineage: Eukaryota; Metazoa; Chordata; Mammalia; Carnivora; Felidae. Gene Ontology annotation, biological process: actin cytoskeleton organization. Gene Ontology annotation, molecular function: small GTPase binding; actin binding. The record is from RefSeq and is a predicted model, not a curated record. The transcript has 8 exons.
GCACCCGAGGUGCGUGGCAGCGUGUGCGAAGGCCCCUCUGCUGUGCUCUUCGUGGUGGUGGGAGCGGCCCCCUCCCCUGCCACCAGGAGGCCGCCCAGGAGGGACCAGAGCCACAGCCGGCAGCGGUCAGCAGGGAUGAGAAGCCAGGAGAGUGUGAGGGGCGGCCCGCGGCAGGGCCUGGAAUGGGUGGGCAGAGGCAGCCGGAAGGUCUUGCGCAUCUGGUUCGGCAAGAUGUCGGUGAAGGAGGGCGCGCAGCGCAAGUGGGCGGCGCUGAAGGAGAAGCUGGGGGCCCAGGACUCGGACCCCACGGAGGCCAACCUGGAGAGCGCCGACCCCGAGCUGUGCAUCCGGCUGCUGCAGAUGCCGUCCGUGGUCAACUACUCGGGGCUGCGCAAGCGUCUGGAGAGCAGCGACGGCGGCUGGAUGGUGCAGUUCCUGGAGCAGAGCGGCCUGGACCUGCUGCUCGAGGCCCUGGCGCGCCUGUCCGGCCGCGGGGUGGCCCGCAUCGCCGACGCCCUCCUGCAGCUCACCUGCAUCAGCUGUGUGCGCGCCGUCCUGAACUCGCAGCGGGGCAUCGAGUACAUCCUCAGCAACCAGGCCUACGUGCGCCAGCUCUCCCGGGCUCUGGACACAUCCAACGUGAUGGUCAAGAAGCAGGUGUUUGAGCUGCUGGCUGCCUUGUGCAUCUACUCGCCCGAAGGCCACAUGCUGACCCUGGACGCCCUGGACCACUACAAGACCGUGUGCAGCCAACAGUACCGCUUCAGCGUCAUCAUGAAUGAGCUCUCGGACAGCGACAACGUGCCCUAUGUCGUCACCCUGCUCAGUGUGAUCAAUGCCAUCAUCCUGGGCCCCGAGGACCUCCGCACCCGCACCCAGCUGCGCGGGGAGUUCACCGGGCUGCAGCUGCUGGACAUUCUGACACGUCUGCGGGAUCUGGAGGACGCCGACCUGCUGAUCCAGUUGGAGGCCUUCGAGGAGGCUAAGGCCGAGGAUGCGGAGGAGCUUCUGCGCAUCUGCGGCGGCGUCGACAUGAACAACCAUCAGGAAGUCUUCACUUCUGUGUUCCACAAGGUGAGCUGCUCCCCGGCGUCUGCCCAGCUGCUGUCCGUGCUGCAGGGCCUGCUGUACCUGGAGCCCACCCUGCCCUCCAGCCAGCUGCUCUGGGAGGCUCUGGAGAACCUGGUGAACCGGGCCGUGCUCCUGGCCAGUGACGGUGAGCAGUCCGGGAAUGCACCCUGGAGGAGAUGAUGGAGCGGCUUCUGUCCGUCAAGGGGCGGCCACGCCCCAGCACCCUGACCAAGGCCCACAAGAGUGUCCAGGCUGACCUAGGCCAGGGUCGGAGGGGCAGCGUGCCCCAAAACAGCGGCGCCCCCCAGGCGGGGGUGGGGAGCCC